Molecule: messenger RNA, 896 nt
Organism: Sclerotinia trifoliorum
Lineage: Eukaryota; Fungi; Ascomycota; Leotiomycetes; Helotiales; Sclerotiniaceae
Source: the annotation of a GenBank genome assembly
CACCCCGUCGUCAUAGAAUCUGUGUAGAUUGUAUGAAUCGAUGUAAGAACGUUAUUCACGAAGAAUAUUUUAAUUUCAAGCUUUAUUUCCUUACAUUCCAUUCUCAUAGUCCUUCGUCGCCCCAAUAAAAUGUCCGAUCAAGACGAAGCAGUUGAAAAUGUCAAAAAGACUACAAUUUCCUACGCACAAGACUGGGGCCGUGAGUUACAGUCCCCUCCAUUGACCCCUCCAUACCUCCAAACUCCAUCCUCCUCUCUCAUAGAUACUACAUACAGCCCAAUUCCCCCAUCCCUCAAAAGCAAAAGCAAAACAAAUCUAACACACCACUUACGCUAGGCUCCCCGCUCCCCCCAGUCCUCCUCGCAACCUUCACCACGGCCCUGCACGCCCGCCCCCUCCAACCACUCCCCCUAGCCUUCACACCCGUCUUUCUCUUCAGCACCUAUCUGAAUCUCUCAGGAUACGCCAUUGAUUCCGCUGGUUUAACAGCCGCUUGGUCAGGUCUCUAUCUUAUCUUAGCCAACCGGAGAAAAGCAUCGGGCAAAAACAUGUAUGCAAGAAUUGGGAGUAAGUUUGGGGCGCGGGGUAUCGUCCGAGGUGCUGCGAUGGGUGUGGCGGGUUUGAAUUUGGUGGGUGGUGGGAUUACAUAUGCUUUUGGUAAGAGGGAGGAUGAGGAUAAAACUCUUUGAGCGGGUGGAUAUCUAUCUAGGGAGGAUUGUAUCAUAUUGUGCACGUUUGGGGAUUUAAAGGGUUAUAAAAACUACUAUACUGGCGGGUGUGCCACUCUGGUUUCAAUUUUCCAGAAACGACAUCAUUGACUGUAGAAUAUAUUUUAUUAUGCACGCUAUGCCAUGGGCGCCUUGUGUGGAAUAGUUGGGUAGGAAUCUGAACUUUGU